AUGGCAAUAGCAAAGAAGGAUGACAAACGCAGAUGGUCCGUUGUAGACGAUGGAAAUCGUGUCUUUAUUUGCGAACGGUGGAUGGUAAGACGACAGAGGUCAUUUGUUCGGGAACGGUGUCCGGACUGCCAACUUCUUACUUUUUAUAAUUUUCUUUAUUUACUUUUAAUCUUCUGUUUCUUUCUUUCUUUCCUUCUCUGUUUCUUUCUUUCCUUCUCUGUUUCUUUCUUUCCUUCUCUGUUUCUUUCUUUCUUUCCUUCAGUUUCUUUCUUUCCUUCUCUGUUUCUUUCUUUCCUUCUGUUUCUUUCUUUCCUUCUCUGUUUCUUUCUUUCUUUCCUUCUCUGUUUCUUUCUUUCCUUUUCCUUUCUUUUAUUUCCUUUUCUUUUCUUUCCUUCCUUCUGUUUCUUUCUUUCUUUCUUUCCUUUUUUCUCUUCUUGUUUCUUUCUUUCUUUCCUUCUCUGUUUCUUUCUUUCUUUCCUUCUGUUUCUUUCUUUCCUUCUCUGUUUCUUUCCUUCAGUUUCUUUCUUUCCUUCUCUGUUUCUUUCUUUCUUUCCUUUUCUGUUUCUUUCUUUCUUUCCUUCUGUUUCUUUCUUUCCUUCUCUGUUUCUUUCUUUCCUUCUCUGUUUCUUUCUUUCCUUCUGUUUCUUUCUUUCCUUCUGUUUCUUUCUUUCCUUCUCUGUUUCUUUCUUUCCUUCUGUUUCUUUCUUUCCUUCUGUUUCUUUCUUUCCUUCUCUGUUUCUUUCUUUCCUUUUCUGUUUCUUUCUUUCUUUCCUUCUCUGUUUCUUUCUUUCCUUCUGUUUCUUUCUUUCCUUCUCUGUUUCUUUCUUUCUUUCCUUUUCUGUUUCUUUCUUUCUUUCCUUUUCUGUUUCUUUCUUUCUUUCCUUCUGUUUCUUUCUUUCCUUCUCUGUUUCUUUCUUUCCUUCAGUUUCUUUCUUUCCUUCUCUGUUUCUUUCUUUCUUUCCUUCUCUGUUUCUUUCUUUCUUUCCUUUUCUGUUUCUUUCUUUCUUUCCUUCUCUGUUUCUUUCUUUCCUUCAGUUUUCUUUCUUUCUCUUUCCUUUUCUUUCUUUCAUUUUCCUUUUCUGUUUCUUUCUUUCCUUCUGUUUCUUUCUUUCCUUCUUGUUUCUUUCUUUUCCUUCAGUUUUCUUUUUCCUUUCUUUUCUUUCUUUCUUUCCUUCUCUGUUUCUUUCUUUCUUUCCUUUUUUUUCUUUCUUUCCUUCAGUUUCUUUCUUUCCUUCUCUGUUUCUUUCUUUCCUUCUGUUUCUUUCUUCCCUUCUGUUCACUGACCUUCUUUCCUUUCUUUCUUUCUUUCUUUCCCUUCUCUUUUCUUUCUUUCCUUUUCAGUUUUCUUUCCUUCUUUUCUUUCUUUUCUCUGUUUCUUUCUUUCUUUCCUUCUCUGUUUCUUUCUUUUUUCCUUUUCUGUUUCUUUUUUUCUUUCCUUCUUUUUUCUUUUUCUCUUUUUCUUUCUUUCCUUCAGGUUCUUUCUUUCCUUCUCUUUUCUUUCUUUCUUUCCUUCUGUUUCUUUCUUUCCUUCUCUGUUUCUUUCUUUCCUUCAGUUUCUUUCUUUCCUUCUCUGUUUCUUUCUUUCUUUCCUUCUCUGUUUCUUUCUUUCUUUCCUUUUCUGUUUCUUUCUUUCUUUCCUUCUGUUUCUUUCUUUCCUUCUCUGUUUCUUUCUUUCCUUCUGUUUCUUUCUUUCCUUCUCUGUUUCUUUCUUUCUUUCUGUUUCUUUCUUUCUUUCCUUCUCUGUUUCUUUCUUUCCUUCUCUGUUUCUUUCUUUCCUUCUCUUUCUUUUUUCCUUCUCUUUCUUUUCUUUCUUUUUCUGUUUCUUUCUUUCCUUUUCUGUUUCUUUCUUUUUUUCCUUCUCUGUUUCUUUCUUUCCUUCUUUUUUCUUUCUUUUUCUCUCUGUUUCUUUUCUUUCUUUUUCUCUGUUUCUUUCUUUCCUUUUCUGUUUCUUUCUUUCCUUCUGUUUCUUUCUUUCCUUCUGUUUCUUUCUUUCCUUCUCUGUUUCUUUCUUUCCUUUUCUGUUUCUUUCUUUCCUUCCUUUUCUUUCUUUUUUCUUUCCUUCUGUUUCUUUCUUUCCUUCUCUGUUUCUUUUUUCCUUCAGUUUUCUUUCUUUCCUUCUCUGUUUCUUUCUUUCCUUCUCUGUUUCUUUCUUUCUUUCCUUUUCUGUUUCUUUCUUUCUUUCUUUCCUUCUGUUUCUUUCUUUCCUUUCCUUCUUUCCUUCUGUUUCUUUCUUUCCUUCUCUGUUUCUUUCUUUCUUUCCUUCUCUGUUUCUUUCUUUCUUUCUUUUGGUUUCUUUCUUUCCUUCUCUGUUUCUUUCUUUCCUUCAGUUUCUUUCUUUCCUUCAGUUUCUUUCUUUCCUUCUCUGUUUCUUUCUUUCUUUCUUUCUUUUUCUGUUUCUUUCUUUCCUUCAGUUUCUUUCUUUCCUUCUCUGUUUCUUUCUUUCCUUCUGUUUUUCUUUCUUUCCUUCUUUUUCUUUUUUCUUUCUUUUUUCCUUUCCUUCUCUGUUUCUUUUAUUUCUUUUCUUCUUCUUCUUUCUUUAAACUUUCCUUUUCUGUUUCUUUCUUUCUUUCCUUCUGUUUCUUUCUUUCCUUCUUUUUUUCUUUCUUUUUCUUCUCUGUUUCUUUCUUUCUUUCCUUCUCUUUUCUUUCUUUCCUUCCUCUUUCUUUCUCUGUUUCUUUCUUUCCUUCUCUUUUUUUCCUUCUCAUUUCUUUCUUUUCUUUCCUUUUCUGUUUGUUUCUUUCCUUCUGUUUCUUUCUUUCCUUCUCUUUUCUUUCUUUCCUUCUCCUUUCUUUCUUUUCUCUGUUUCUUUUCUUCUUUUCUUUCUUUCUUUCUUUUCUUUCUUUCCUUCUCUGUUUUUCUUUCCUUCUCCUUUUCUUUCUUUCUUUUCUUUUUCUUUCUUUUCCUUCUCUGUUUCUUUCUUUCCUUCUCCAUUCUUUCUUUCCUUCUUUUCCUUCUUUCUUUCCUUCUCUGUUUCUUUCCUUUCCUUCUCUGUUUCUUUCUUUCUUUCCUUCUCUGUUUCUUUCUUUCCCUUCUGUUUCUUUCUUUUUCUUUUUCUUUCCUUCCUUUCUCUUUCUUUUCUUCUCUGUUUCUUUUCUUUCUUUUCUGUUUCUUUCUUUCUUUCCUUUUCUUUUCUUUCUUUUUUUCCUUCUCUGUUUCUUUCUUUCCUUCUUCUUUCUUUCUUUCCUUCUCUGUUUCUUUCUUUCUUUCCUUCUUCUUCUUUCUUUUCCUUCUCUGUUUCUUUCUUUCCUUCUCUUUUCUUUCUUUCCUUCAGUUUCUCUUUCCUUCUUGUUUCUUUCUUUCUUUCCUUCUCUGUUUCUUUCUUUCUUUCCCUUCUUUUCUUUGCUUUCCUUCUCUGUUUCUUUCCUUUUUCUUUUUUUCCUUCUCUGUUUCUUUCUUUCCUUCUCUGUUUUUUCUUUCUUUUUCCUUUUCUUUUCUUUCUUUCUUUUUCUGUUUCUUUCUUUCCUUUCUUUUCUUUCUUUCUUCUAUUUUUCUUUCCUUCUCUGUUUCUUUCUUUCUUUUUCUUUCUUUCUUUUUCUUCUCUGUUUCUUUCUUUCCUUCUGUUUCUUUCUUUCUCUUUCUUUCUUUUCUUUCUUUUUCUUUCCUUCUUUCUUUCUUCUUUUUAUUCAUUUAUUUUUCAUAAAUUUUUAUUUCCUUCUUUUUCUUACUUUCUUCUUUUAUCACUCUUUUAAUAUUCUUCUUCAUUUUAUUUUUCACUUUUGUUUUCUUCCUUCCUUCUCUUUUCCCUUCCUUCCUUUCCUCAUCCUUCUUUCUUUCUUUCUUUUUUCCCUUCCUUCCUUCCUUCCUUCCUUCCUUCCUUCCUUCCUUCCUUCCUUCUCACAUUCUUUUCCUUCUAUCUUUCUUUUCCUUCUAUCCUUUUCCUUCCAUCCUUCUUUCCUUCCUUUUUCUCCUCACUCCCUUAUUUCCUUCCUCCCUAUUUUCUAUAUUUUCUCCUUUAUUCACUUCUUUUUCUUUUUUCUUCAAUAUUUUUCCUUUUCUUUAUUUUUCUUUCUUUCUUUCUUUCUUUCUUUCUUUCUUUCUUUCUUACCCCUUCAUUUUCUCACUCUUUCUUCUUUCCAAUUCCAUCCUUUUCCUUACUUUUUUAUUUUUCCUUUCUAUUUAUUUCCUUUUUUUUUUAUUUUCCCACUCCACAUUUCCCUCACUUCCCCAUUUUUUCUUUUAAUUUUACUACAGAAUUUACAACUUAAUUCUUUGCUCUCUUCUAUUUAUCUUUUUUUUUUCUUUUUCUUUCACAAAAUGGUUGAAACAGAAUACAGCUUGGUCAAAUUUACCAGCCAGAAAUAUAGGAUAUCCUCAAAUCUGACAGUUCUAACCAGGGGGCGACUUCAUAUUUGUUUCAUGUCUUUGAUUGUGGGUGGACAUUAA
Molecule: messenger RNA, 4383 nt
Organism: Acanthosepion pharaonis
Lineage: Eukaryota; Metazoa; Mollusca; Cephalopoda; Sepiida; Sepiidae
Source: the annotation of a GenBank genome assembly